GUAAUCAAAUACAGCAUUAACAUUUUGGUCCUACCGCCCACUUUCCUACCACAGGAGUCAAUAAAUUCACCUUCGUACAAACUACCAUAAAUCUACCACUUUACUUCAAUCUUUUAACAAUAUAAAAAAUUAAAACACAUUGGCGAUGAAUACAACUUAAUAAAUCACAACCUUAACAGCCAUGAGCUUGCUUGAUUCCUCCGCAAGUUCCUCCGGAAAUGGAGCAAACGGAGUCGGAACGAGUUCAUUUUCGUCGAUAGAACCAAAGAUAAUUGUUGAAUUCCUUGCGUCCGUCCUUCAAAUAACUUUAGGAGCAACCAGACAUGACCUUGAGCAUACGGGCAGUCUCCUUUCCGAAGCCAGAUACCCUGAUACGGCUCAGCGAUGCACCAGAUUUGCCUCAGAGUCUCAAAUAGCAGUAAUAUAUGUACAGAAGGAUGUAGUUUCACAGAGGGAAGAGGAUUCUACAAAUGAACCAAGUAAGCACGCUGGUCAUUUGCUACUGGUGAAUGUUGAUUAACAUGGAUGCAGGCUCGAUUUUGUACAGCUACAGCUUAGCUUCCGAUAUAUCUUCCUCUCCUUCAACAACCGCCUCGGUGGCUUUUAUGAAAGGGCCGCAGCCUAUAGACUCUUCAAUACCCAUUUCUUCUCAAAUACAACUUAUUAAUUUACCUGGCGCAGCAUCACCGAACGAUACUACGAAUGGCCAGGCAGGAGCUACUAUUUUGCAUUCAUUUGUGCAUCUAGCGCUGGCGCCAUAUUUUGAUGCAUAUACAAAGACACAACAAACGGGGAAUGGGGGCCGAGGUAGACCGGAACUCGAGGCUAAAACUGGAGUUUCUGCUACCAAAAAGAAGUUGGCAGAGCUAGAGUUAGCUUUGCGACAUCUCCAGGAGAACGUUGACAUUCCAGACCUGACACUUCCGCUUCAUCCUAUGGUGCAGCAUGCACUUGAUGAGGCGGCUGCUCGUGGUGCCAAAGCGACAGUAGAGGCUAUUCCGGAAAGACUGAUGCAAGAUAGUACUUUCCUCAACAACCUGCAAUCUUUAGUAAACGGAUGGAUCAAGUCGAUACAAGCUAUUACAAAGAUGUCGCGAGAUCCUACAAGCGGUACUGCAUCACAGGAAAUUCAGUUUUGGCUCGCUAUGGAAUCGACACUUGAGCAUAUCGGUGCACAAUUAUCCAGCGAUGGAGUAAUGCUUACACUUGAGAUCCUAAGACAUGCCAAACGUUUCCAGGCCACUCUCAGUUUUACAUCCGAUACUGGACUGAAAGAGUCUACUGACAAGGUACAAAAGUACAACCAACUCAUGCGAGAUUUCCCUCUUGACGAAUUACUUUCGGCAACUUCAUUGCAAAAGGUUGGAGAUGCAUUGGGUCUCAUUUUUGGACACUUGAACAAGAAAUUGCGUAUUUGUCCAUACCCAGUUCGACGUGCCUUGCCACUGGUAGAAGCAAUUUCUGCGGAUCUUGACACUCGCCUCCACUCUCUACUUCAUGGCCGCUCAUUGAUGCAUUUGGAGUAUCGAGAUUUCAGAAAGUUGAUGUCCGUCGCCGAUUCUAUCUGGGCCAUUUGGGAUGAUAAUCUAAAGGAGUUUACUAAUGUUGCUCGAGAAGUGACACGUCGAAGAAACGAGAAAUUCAUGCCUAUCAAAAUAAUUGGAAAGCAUGCAGAGCUACAAGCACGGCUAAAAUAUGUGAGCACCUUUAGAGACAACCAUGAGCAACUACAGCGAACAAUAGUCAACGUUUUGGCACCCAAGGCUGGUGAGGACGCACCGGACGGUGGAGCCAAUGGAGUCGUUUUAGUCGAGGAGAUGGGUGAUGUCGACGCUGUUGAGGAAAUUAAGCAGGCUUGGGCUGCAUUGAACAAUGUAGAUAUGCUGGACGUUUCUCCUGAAGGAACCCAGCUGUGGAUCCAAGCGGAAAGUACCUAUAACGAGCGAACAUCGCGCGUCGAGAACUCAAUUAUUGCCCGUUUGCGAGAUCGAUUAGCCACUGCCAAGACAGCAAGUGAAAUGUUUCGAGUAUUUUCUAAAUUCAAUGCUCUAUUUGUCAGACCAAAGAUUCGUGGAGCCAUUACAGAAUAUCAAACACAACUUAUUGACAAUGUCAAACAUGAUAUCUCUUCCUUACACGAGCGAUUCAAGCAGCAAUACGGCCAUUCAGAAGCUCACGCCAUGGCACAGCUGAGAGAUUUGCCGCCGGUUUCAGGGGCGAUCAUUUGGGCUCGCCAAAUCGAGAAACAACUUAAUGGAUAUAUGAAAAAAGUUGAAGACGUACUUGGAACUGAAUGGGCACUUCAUGCCGAGGGACAAAAGCUUCUCAGUGAUAGUAAUCUCUUCCGCAACAAGUUGGACACUCGACCAAUCUUUGAGGCAUGGCUUCAUGAUGUGCAGCGGAAGCAUGUUACCAUUUCUGGAAGGCUUUUCAACAUCAAUAAGAUCCGCGCAGCAAACAAUGCAUUAGAGCUAGCUGUCAAUUUUGACCAUCAGGUCAUUGCGCUAUUUAAGGAAACACGAAACUUACAGUGGUUGAACUACCCCGUUCCUCAUCAGAUCAACAACAUAUCAAAAGAUGCAAAGCGCGUGUACCCCUACGCAGUCAGUCUCAUGGAAACCGUUCGGACAUUCACACAAACCAGUCGUCAGAUAGCUGAAAUGGCCGAUGUUCAAAUACUUCUCAGCGGUUAUCAGAACGAGGUCCAGGCCUUGAUUGCUCGUGGAGUUACCUUGAAGUGGGAGUCAUUCGUGCACUCGUACGACAUUCAUAUCAAACCUACGUACACUAAAGGCUCAAUCGAACCUGCCAUUGCCAAUAGAACCGAGAGCAAGCAUGUGCAAUUCGUCCGCGAAAUUGCUGCAUCAGUCGCUUUGUUACAAAGCAAGGCUGAAACUCUCGCCUCCAUAAAUGCAACAAUCCAAAAGACCUUGGCAGAGUUAGACAAGUGUCCUUAUGAGGUAGCUGCAUUCCAAGCUCGUUUGGAGACGAUACAGAUGGCAGUUGAUCAACUGAACCUCGAAAACUACGUCAACCUACCUUAUUGGGUCAAACAGAUGAACGAGCGUAUCAAGGUUACUCUUCUGAGGCGUUUACAACAAUCAAUUGAAGUGUGGAUUGAUACUUUCGAAGAUGGACGAUCCGAUGGUGUCAAUGAUGAUAGUCGCAGAAAACACUUCAGUAUUUUGACUGAGUCUCCGCCUGAGAACAAACCAUCCAUGAAACGGCUGGUUCAUGAAAUCUCCAUGCGCAACCAAGUCAUCUAUUUGGAUCCGCCUCUAGAAUAUGCCAGAGCUAGCUGGUUCUCUCAAUUACAUGAUUGGCUUGGUGUCGUAUGCCAUCUUCGUAAAGUCAAAGCUUCCCGAUAUGUCAUGACCCUAGGAACGACUAAGGAUCCAGAAGAGUUGUUUACUGAGCUUCCUCGAGAUUGUGGGGAUGAACUUCUAAGAGCGUACAAAUGCGUUGAAGCAAAACUGCACGAGAUUAGUCUCUACGUUGACAAAUGGCUACAAUUUCAAUCGCUAUGGGAUCUUCAAUCUGAUCUCGUAUAUGAAACCUUAGGUGAACAGCUGUCAAAGUGGCUCCAGCUUUUGCAAGAGAUUAGAAAGACUCGGUCUACUUUCGAUACAACUGAAGUGAGUCGAUCGUUCGGACAUCUUACCAUCGACUACGAUCAAGUCCAAACAAAGGUCAAUGCCAAGUAUGACCAGUGGCAACAUGAAAUCUUAAUCAAAUUUGGGAGUCGUCUUGGAAAUCGUGUUCGUGAAGUCUAUGCUGAGAUUGAGAAGGCAAGACGUGAUCUCGAAGUGCAGUCCUUGGAAGCAUCAUCUACAGCACAGGCUGUCCAAUUCAUCACCAUCGUGCAGACUUGCAAGCGAAGGGUAAAAGCAUGGGGUCCAGAAGUUGAAACUUUCAGACAAGGACAAACGACGCUCGUCCGACAAAGAUAUCAAUUUCCUACAGACUGGUUGGGAGUUGAGCAAAUUGACUCUGAAUGGACAGCCCUCAACGAAAUCCUAGCUCGGAAAGCCAAAAUUGUAGAGGACCAAACUGAUGCAUUGCGUGCCAAGAUAACUGCAGAGGACAGGGUAGUAGGUGAAAAGAUUGCAGAGAUCACAGGCCAGUGGAACGAAGAAAAGCCUGUUUCUGGUACCAUUGCUCCUGAUGUGGCGUCUGCAACUCUUACAUCUUUCGAAAGUCGUAUUACGAAAUUGCACGAGGAGUCAGAAAUGGUUGCUCGUGCAAAAGAGGCUUUAGAUCUUCCAGCAACUGCAGAUACAGCACUUGUGGCUAUUCUUGAAGAAGUUCAAGACUUCAAGUCUGUGUGGGCUGCCUUGUCCACAAUUUGGAAAAGCCUAAAUGACCUCCGCGAUAUGCUGUGGACAAGUGUUCAGCCACGAAAACUACGAUCUGCAAUUGAUGGUCUCAUCAAAAUGACCAAAGAAAUGCCCAGCCGCAUGAGACAAUAUGCUGCAUUUGAGCAUAUCCAAAAUGUUCUUCGACAAUUUUUGAAGGUUAAUCCCGUGGUUACAGAUUUGAAAUCUGAGGCUGUUAGAGACCGUCAUUGGAAUAAGAUCUUCAAGAAUUUGAAGCCUGGAAAGCGUUAUUCGCCAAUAUCUAUGACUUUAGGAGAAGUUUGGGAUCUGAAUCUUGUCGCCACGGAGAAGAUUAUCCGGGACAUCAUCGCACAGGCCCAAGGUGAAAUGGCUUUGGAAGAGUUUUUGAAACAGGUUCGCGAAGAUUGGUCAAAUUACUCACUAGAUCUUGUGAAUUAUCAGAACAAAUGCCGCCUUAUUCGUGGCUGGGACGAUCUGUUCGCAAAAUGUAGUGAAAAUCUGAACUCUUUACAGGCAAUGAGACACUCUCCAUAUUACAAGGAAUUCGAAGAGGAAGCUGCAUCAUGGGAAGAUAAGCUUAACCGUGUGCACGUACUUUUUGACGUAUGGAUUGACGUUCAGCGCCAAUGGGUCUACCUUGAAGGUGUUUUCACUGGAAAUGCAGAUAUCAAGCAUCUCUUACCAAUUGAGUCUUCAAGAUUUCAAAACAUCAACUCCGAAUUCUUCGCAGUAAUGAAAAAGGUCUACAAACAACCUUUUGUAUUGGACGUACUCAACAUAUCCGGCGUUCAAAAAUCAUUGGAACGUCUCGCAGAGCUUUUGAACAAGAUACAAAAAGCUCUUGGUGAGUACCUUGAGAGAGAGCGUGUCUCAUUUCCAAGAUUCUACUUCGUCGGUGAUGAGGACCUGCUUGAAAUUAUCGGUAAUAGCAACGAUACCUUGCGCAUAGCUAAACACUUCAAGAAAAUGUUUGCUGGCUUAUCUGGUUUGAUUAUGGAUGAAGAACAUGUUAUUUCAGGAUUUACUUCAAAAGAGGGUGAAGAAGUUCGACUGAAGAAGGAGAUCUCUUUGAUCAAGACGCCAAAAAUCAAUGACUGGUUGACCCUUCUUGAAAAUAGCAUGAAGUCAACUCUUGCGGAGUUGCUUGCGGAGGCUGUUGAACAGUACGAGGCAAUCUUCACUGCUGAUGACGUAGACCAAGAAGCUUUGAACCAAUAUAUCUCAGCAUUCCCUAGUCAAAUAGUUGUAUUAGGUACGCAAGCUGUUUGGACGUCAUGUGUAGAGAAGGCUCUUGAAAAUGAGGGUGCCGACCUGCAAAAGUUAUUCGACCAGGAAGUUAAAGUACUCCGCCUCCUUGCAUCCACUGUUUUAGGUGAUCUAGAUCCCAUUCAGAGAAAACGAUGCGAGCACCUCAUCACUGAGUGUGUCCACCAACGAGAUGUCAUUGAAAAGCUACGUAACCUUAAUGCAAGCACACCUAAUCAUUACAUGUGGCUUCUGCAAAUGAGGUAUGUCUACAAGCCCGAGGGCGACUUUCUGCAACGUCUUUACAUCAAAAUGGCGAAUGCGAAGCUCAAUUAUGGCUUUGAAUACCUUGGUGUGGCAGAGCGUCUUGUCAGGACACCACUGACGGAUCGAUGUUUCUUGACACUCACGCAAGCUCUUUGUCAACGUCUCGGUGGCUCCCCUUAUGGUCCAGCAGGUACAGGAAAGACGGAGUCCGUCAAAGCUCUAGGUGUUCAGCUAGGUCGUUUUACCCUUGUAUUCUGUUGUGAUGACACUUUUGACUUCCAGGCCAUGGGUCGCAUUUUCCUUGGUCUUUGUCAAGUUGGUGCUUGGGGUUGUUUUGAUGAGUUCAAUCGACUUGAGGAACGUAUCUUAUCCGCCGUGUCUCAACAAGUCCAGAACAUCCAACUCGGGUUGAAGCAAGGCGCGGAGGAUGAGAAAUCUCAAAUUGAACUGGUUGGUAGACAAUUACAUGUGAAUUCAAACACCGGACUUUUCAUCACGAUGAACCCAGGUUAUGCUGGUCGAUCUAACUUGCCAGAUAAUUUGAAGAAAUUAUUCCGAAGUGUUGCCAUGUCUAAACCUGACAAAGAGCUUAUCGCCGAAGUCAUGUUGUACUCGCAAGGAUUCAAUCAAGCUAAACAGCUUUCCAAGCAAACAGUACCGUUUUUCGAUAGCUGCGCAGCUCGACUGUCCAAACAAGCCCACUACGACUUUGGGUUGCGUGCCUUGAAGAGUGUGCUUGUUAGCUCUGGUGGUCUCAAACGUGCUCGCCUAACCAAUUCCGAUGGUAACCUCGGGCCUGAAGAGGAAGUAGAACCACAGAUUAUUGUCCAGAGUCUCCGCGAGACAAUUGCACCUAAGUUGAUCAAGAGCGACGUGGAGAUUAUGAGAGCCAUCGAAGCAGAGUCAUUCCCUGGCGUUGAUUAUAUUCCGGCUAGCUUAGACGACCUUAAGAAUGCUAUCAAGAGCCUCGCGAAAGAAAAGCAUUUGGUAGUCAAUGAUACCUGGAUGACUAAAAUUCUUCAGCUCUACCAAAUUCAAGGCAUUCAUCAUGGUGUUAUGAUGGUCGGAAAUUCUGGUUCUGGAAAGUCGGUAGCUUGGAAGGUCCUCUUACAAGCCUUACAGCAAGUUGAGGGAGUUGAAGGUGUUUGUCAUAUCAUAGACUCGAAAGUCAUGUCGAAAGAAGCACUUUACGGUAAUCUCGACUCAACCACUCGUGAAUGGACCGAUGGUCUAUUCACAAGCAUUCUUCGUAAGAUUGUGGAUAAUCUACGUGGUGAAGAGUCAAAGAGACACUGGAUUGUUUUUGAUGGUGAUGUAGAUCCUGAAUGGGUAGAGAACUUGAACAGUGUUCUGGAUGACAACAAACUCCUCACCUUACCUAAUGGUGAACGUCUCAAUCUCCCCGGAAACGUCAGAAUUAUGUUCGAAGUUGAAACCUUGAAGUACGCUACGCUGGCAACUGUGAGUCGUUGUGGUAUGGUUUGGUUCAGUGAGGAUACUGUUACUCCAAACAUGAUGGUUUCGAAUUACUUGGAAAAACUGAGGUCGGAUGCGUUCGAGGAUUUAGACGAAGAUGCUGUGGCAACAGGACAGAGUGCUGCCCAAGCACUGGAAAUUCAAUCUCAUGUGGCGGAUCUUCUUCAAACAUUCCUUACUACUGAAGAUUUUAUUAUUAAUGCCUUGGAACGUGCUGAAGGAUUCAACCACAUUAUGGACUACACUAUAUCUCGUGUUCUAAAUACACUUUUCUCGCUACUAAACAAGGCUGUCCGAGACAUCAUCGAGUACAACUCUCAACAUGUCGACUUCCCACUUGAUCCAGAUCAAAUCGAAUCCUUCAUCGCCAAAAAGCUUCUUCUCGCCCUCGUAUGGUCGUUGACUGGUGAUUGUCCAUUAGGAGAUCGUAAGAGCUUCGGAGAUUGUCUAGCUGGACUGGCCACAUUUGGCAACCCCAUACUAGGCGAUAACUCUUCUCUAAUCGAUUUUGAUGUGACCCUACCCCAAGCCGAAUGGUCUUCAUGGCAAAAUCAAGUACCCAGUAUCGAGGUUAAUACGCACUCCAUUACGCAAACCGAUGUGGUUAUUCCUACGCUCGACACUGUGCGUCAUGAAGAUGUUUUAUACUCUUGGCUAGCAGAGCAUAAGCCUUUGCUUUUGUGUGGUCCUCCUGGUUCCGGAAAAACUAUGACUCUCUUCAGUGCUCUACGCAAACUUCCUAACAUGGAAGUCGUUGGACUGAAUUUCUCUAGUGCGACCACACCAGAUUUGUUAAUCAAGACAUUUGAGCAAUAUUGUGAGUACAAGAAGACAGUUAACGGGGUUAUGCUCUCUCCUACUCAAAUUGGUCGCUGGCUUGUGAUAUUCUGUGACGAAAUCAAUUUGCCUGCCCCAGACAAGUAUGGUACGCAGAGAGCCAUUUCUUUCUUGCGUCAGCUAGUGGAACAGAACGGGUUCUGGCGAACAUCCGAUAAGACCUGGGUUACACUUGACCGCAUCCAAUUUGUCGGUGCUUGUAAUCCUCCAACAGAUGCUGGUCGAACACCCAUGGGAGAUCGUUUCUUGCGACAUGCACCGCUCAUCAUGGUUGAUUAUCCAGGAGAACUGUCUCUGCAACAGAUUUACGGCACUUUCAAUAGCGCUGUUCUCAAGAUUAUUCCCGCUUUGAGAGGUUACUCCGAAGCAUUGACGAAAGCUAUGGUCAGGUUUUACACUGAAUCACAGAAACGCUUCACACCUAAAAUUCAACCUCAUUACGUGUACAGUCCUCGUGAGCUUACCCGAUGGGUUCGCGGUAUCUAUGAAGCCAUUCGACCACUUGAGGCGCUCAGCAUUGAAGGUUUGGUCAGAAUAUGGGCUCAUGAAGCUCUGAGAUUAUUUCAAGAUCGUCUCGUAGCUGAAGAUGAGCGUAAAUGGACCGAUGAGGCCGUGCAUCGUAUUGCAACUGAUUUCUUUCCUACUAUCGAUGAAGAAAAGGCUCUUAGUGGACCAAUUUUAUUCUCCAACUGGCUCUCGAAGAAUUAUGUUCCAGUCGACAGAGAACAAUUGAGAGAUUUCGUCAAGGCUCGUUUGAAGACUUUCUGUGAAGAAGAAGUUGAUGUCCCACUUAUUCUGUUCAACGAUGUUCUAGAGCACGUGCUUCGCAUUGAUCGUGUAUUCAGACAACCGCAAGGUCAUUUGAUUCUUAUUGGAGUCAGUGGAAGUGGUAAAACAACACUAUCUCGAUUUGUUGCCUGGAUGAAUGGUCUCAGAGUCUUUCAAAUUAAGGUUCAUGGUAAAUAUUCUGCCGAAGACUUUGAUGACGAUCUACGUGAUGUCUUACGUCGAUGUGGAUGCAAGGGAGAGAAAAUAUGUUUCAUUAUGGACGAAUCAAACGUUUUGGACUCUGGAUUCUUGGAGAGAAUGAACACUCUAUUGGCAAAUGCUGAAGUUCCCGGUCUUUUCGAAGGCGAUGAAUUUGCAUCGUUGAUGACUGCAUGCAAAGAAGGUGCUCAACGUCAAGGACUUCUACUCGAUUCACAGGAAGAACUUUACAAAUGGUUCACUGGACAAAUUGUGAAGAAUCUGCACGUUGUUUUCACCAUGAAUCCUCCUGAAGAUGGCUUAUCUUCUAAGGCUGCAACCAGUCCUGCCCUCUUCAAUCGUUGCGUACUGAAUUGGUUUGGAGAUUGGUCUGAUCAAGCAUUAUUCCAAGUAGGCACAGAAUUAACUCAAUCCGUUGACCUCGAUCGACCAAACUUCACCGCUCCAGACAGCAUUCCCGUGGCAUAUCGAGAUCUUAGCCUGCCAGCAAACCAUAGAGAGACGAUAAUCAAUGCAAUGGUAUACAUCCAUUACUCACUACAACGUUUCAACGUCAAAUUGUUGAGGCAGCAAGGCAAGGUAACAUUCCUCACACCUAGACACUUCUUGGACUUCGUGGCCCAAUACGUCAAACUCUACACGGAGAAGCGUGAUGACCUCGAGGAGCAGCAAAGACAUUUAAACGUCGGUCUGGAAAAGCUUAGAGAUACUGUCGACAAAGUACGUGAUCUUAGGGUCAGCUUGGCAGAUAAGAAGGGUCAAUUGGAACGUAAAGAUGCAGAAGCCAACGAAAAGUUACAGCGCAUGGUAGCGGAUCAAAGAGAGGCGGAGCAACGUAAAACAACUUCACUCGAAAUUCAAGCCGCUCUCGAAAUACAAGAAAAAGAAGUCGCCGAACGUCGCGAGGUUGUACUCAACGAUUUGGCCAAUGCCGAACCUGCUGUUAUUGAAGCUCAAAAGAGUGUUAGCAACAUCAAACGACAACAUUUGACUGAGGUCCGUUCCAUGGGUAACCCGCCUCAGGGUGUCAAGCUUGCUCUGGACUCGGUCUGUACUCUUCUCGGUCAUAAGAUUGAGAGUUGGAAGACAGUGCAGGGUAUUAUCAGAAAAGAUGACUUUAUUGCCAGCAUUGUCAACUAUGACAACGAGAGACAGAUGACGAAGAAUCUUCGUAUAAAGAUGCGCAACGAAUUUCUUUCAAAUGAUGACUUUACUUAUGAAAAGGUCAAUCGUGCCAGUAAAGCUUGCGGACCGCUUGUUCAAUGGGUUCAGGCUCAAGUCAACUAUUCUGAGAUUCUCGAUCGUGUUGGACCACUAAGAGAGGAAGUUGGACUGCUCGAGGAGCAAGCUCUACAAACCAAAGCCGAGGCCCAAGCCAUUGAAAAUACUAUAAACACUUUGGAGCAGAGUAUUGCGACUUACAAGAUAGAAUAUGCAGCUCUUAUCAGUGAAACACAAGCUAUCAAGUCUGAGAUGUCAAAGGUUCAAUUCAAGGUUGAUCGAAGUGUUCGACUACUUGACAGUCUUUCAUCUGAACGAACACGUUGGGAAGAGGGUAGCAAGUCAUUCGAGACGCAAAUUAGUACCCUUGUAGGUGAUGUCCUUGUCGCGGCCGCUUUCCUUGCAUACAGUGGUCUUUAUGAUCAGCAAUACCGAAAGAACAUGAUGGAAGACUGGCUACAUCAACUCCAUUUAUCCGGAAUCAGUUACAAACAACAUAAUCCAGUCACUGAAUAUCUCUCAAGUGCCGAUGAGCGACUGGGAUGGCAACAAGACACUCUACCAGUGGAUGACCUCUGCACCGAAAACGCUAUCAUAUUGAAACGAUUCAAUAGAUAUCCAUUGAUUAUUGAUCCUUCUGGUCGUGCUACAGAAUUCUUACAAAAGCAGAGCAAGGACAGAAAGCUUACAGUCACAAGUUUCUUGGAUGAUUCGUUUACCAAACAAUUAGAAAGUUCCCUCCGUUUCGGAAACCCUAUUCUCAUCCAAGAUGCUGAAUAUCUGGAUCCAAUCCUUAACCACGUUCUUAACAAAGAGUAUCAAAAGACUGGUGGACGUGUUCUCAUUCAGCUUGGUAAGCAAGAAAUUGACUUUUCGCCCGCAUUUAAGAUCUACCUUUCUACUAGAGAUCCAUCUGCAACAUUCGCACCGGAUAUUUGCAGUCGAACAACAUUUGUCAAUUUCACUGUCACACAAAGCAGUUUACAAACACAGUCACUGAAUGAUGUCCUCAAAUCUGAACGACCUGAUGUGGAUGAGAGGCGCUCAAAUCUCAUCAAAUUACAGGGCGAAUUCAAAGUUCAUCUCAGACAGCUCGAGAAACGCUUGUUGCAAGCAUUGAACGAAUCACGUGGCAACAUUCUCGAUGAUGAUAACGUCAUUGAAACUCUCGAAACUUUGAAGAAGGAAGCGGCUGAGAUUUCGGUGAAGAUGGGUAACACUGAAGGUGUAAUGGCUGAGGUCGAUGAGAUCACACUUCAGUACAAUAUCAUCGCACGCUCUUGCAGUGCUAUUUUCGCCGUUCUUGAACAGUUACACUACCUCAAUCACUUCUAUCAAUUCUCUCUACAGUACUUCCUCGACAUCUUUCACUCUGUUCUGAAGGGUAAUAAGCGACUAGAGUCAGAGACAAACCACGAUAGACGUCGCGAUAUAAUUGUGGAAGACUUGUUCGUCACCGCCUACCAGCGUACAUCCCUCGGUUUGCUACAAAAAGACAAGAUAACCUUAGCAAUGCUUCUCGCUCAAGCAGCUCCGUACAAGAUGGAUAAGAGUCUUAUUGAUGUUAUUCUGGAUGAAUCUGUGGCAGGUACCGAUGUAUCUACGGAUGGUGAUAAGAAGGAUGAAGUUAUGAGCCAUGCAAUCAAACUUUCCGCUUUCAAGGGCAAACUUGAGGGUGUUUCUUCUGAGUCUUGGGAUCGUUUCUUAUCCGAAGAAUUGGCAGAGAAUUUCGUUCCUCAAGUCUGGGAUGACAAUGUUGAAAAGAGAGACCGAGAGCUUAUUUCUUUGUUACUUAUCAAGCUUUUCCGUCUUGAUCGAUUUGUUCCCGCCGCUGAACGAUUCGUCACUGCUGUAUUUGGUUUAGGUCUUCUUGAUGUCACUGAGGAUCUAAAGCAAAUUGUCGAGCAAGUAUCCGCAAGUCGUCCUGUUGCGCUCUGCUCAAGUCCUGGUUUUGAUGCAAGUUACAAAGUCGAAAACCUCGUGGAACGAUCACAAGCUGCUUGUACCAACAUUGCUAUGGGUUCGAAUGAAGGUCUGGCCACUGCUGAUAAGGCUAUUAGUAAUGCAGCCGCCAAUGGAUCUUGGGUUCUAGUCAAGAACGUUCAUUUGGCACCAACCUGGCUACAGAGUCUAGAAAAACGCAUGGAUUCACUUAAGCCUCAUGCAAACUUUAGGUUGUUUUUGUCAAUGGAAUCAAGCCCUAAAAUCCCUGUCAAUUUAUUGCGGGCAUCUAGGGUGUUGAUGUACGAACAACCAGCUGGUGUAAGAGCUAACAUGAAGGACUCCAUGGCAUCACUCUCUACCAGAGGUACCAAAACUCCCGUGGAGAGAACAAGAUUGUAUCUUCUCUUAUCAUUCUUACAUGCUGUUGUACAAGAACGUUUGCGAUACGCUCCUAGCCUUGGAUGGAACGGUUUUUGGGAAUUCAAUGACAGUGAUGUAAGUAUUACCAGUUUUUCAUCUUUGGAAAAAUAUACUAACCAAUCAUAGUAUGAAUGUUCCGCGUAUAUCAUCGACACCUGGGUGGAAAUAGUUGCUGCGGGACGAUCGAACGUGGCUCCACAGAAUCUCCCUUGGGAUAUGCUUCGCACACUGAUUGUAGAGACAUACGGUGGUAAAAUUGAUGAUGAAGAAGAUUUUUCCCUUCUUAGAAAACUCGUCAACUCUUUCAUGACCCCCGCUGCCUAUGAUAUCGGCCAUAAAUUGGUUGAAGGUGUUGCUGGUGAUGAAUCAGAAACUGGAAACUUGAUCGUGCCAAGCGGAACCACUAUGAAAGAUUUCACAGAUUGGGUUAAGAAGUUACCCGAACGUGAACCUCCCACUUAUUUGGGAUUGCCAGCUAAUGCCGAGAAAUUGUUGCUGGUGGGACAAGGCCGCAGCAUGAUUCAGAAUCUGGGUAAGAUUACCGAAAUGUUAGAUGAGGGUGAACAGAUCAUGGCGGAGGCUGCUUGAUAGAUUAAGUUUAAUGUGAAGGAAAUGAGAAUGUUAGAUUUCAUUUGUUAUAGGAUUGGAGAUAGAAAGACAAGAUUGAGAGGCUCUGUGGAUGAAUUUUCCUUUGUGAAUUGUAGAUUUUAUUGGAGGAUGGAUAUCUGAUGAUGUUUGUUCAUGGCAUAGCACAGCAUAGCUUGCAGGAUGAAAGAUUGAAGAAUAUAUGGGUAGUGCGGUACUUUGUGGUUAUACACUAUACCCUAAUUAUGUAUGCGUAGAUCACAAGAAUAUUUUCUGUCGAGUGUAGCUUUAGAUCAUAGUUAUGGAAUUCAUAUGUUCAUG
Molecule: messenger RNA, 13640 nt
Organism: Sclerotinia trifoliorum
Lineage: Eukaryota; Fungi; Ascomycota; Leotiomycetes; Helotiales; Sclerotiniaceae
Source: the annotation of a GenBank genome assembly